ACCCAAAGGUAGAGCGAGCGAGCACCGAGCAGUUUCUCGAGAGACGAGAGUUUCCAGCAGAGAGAGUGAGAGAGAGGGAGCGACGGAGAUGGAGGGUUUUUCUGCUCUUUCCUUCCCUUAUCGACCCUUCUCCUUGUUCCUUUACGAAAUCUUCUGAUUCGCCACAAGUUAUUGGCUUGUUGUGUCAUCACCAUGUGGGGUUUUGCAUCAAAUGCCACAGCUGGGACUAUUGGACUGAAAAAUGGCAGUGAAAAGCCAAAUCGAUCUGUUUCAGACUGCUCAGAUGAUGAGGUUUCUUCAAACACCAGCAGGGAAGAAGGAUUGGAAUGCCCAAUAUGUUUGGAGUCCUUCAACAUUGUCGAGAAUGUGCCCUAUGUUUUAUGGUGUGGCCAUACCCUCUGUAAGAACUGUGUUCUGGGGCUCCAAUGGGCUGUUGUGAAGUUUCCUACUCUGCCAGUCCAGCUUCCUCUGUUCAUUGCUUGCCCAUGGUGCCAUCUACUAUCUUUCCGAUUGGCAUACAAGGGGAAUCUCAAGUUCCCCCGCAAGAACUUCUUCCUCCUUUGGAUGGUUGAGGGCAUGAAUGGUGAUAGAGUGAAGUUUCAUUCCCCUUUAUGUGGAGAUCAUCAACCAGUUUGGUCUUCAAACAACAAUGCAGCCUCGGGAAGCCAGGUUAACCACAGCAGUAUCAGGAGGGUUCAGUACGUGCGUCAGACAGAACAGUCAGUGCCAAACGGCAAUCAUGUUAAUUCAGUGGCCAACUACCUCAACAUGGAAAGGCUACAUGCUUCCGUACGCAAGUCUCUUGUUUUCUUUGCUCACUUGACAGCCAAAUUCCCACUGGUCAUUAUAUUUCUUUUGAUCGUCUUAUAUGCAAUACCCGCCAGUGCAGCUAUCUUGACCUUGUACAUACUCAUCACAGUUCUGUUUGCACUUCCAUCCUUUCUUAUAUUGUACUUCGCAUACCCUAGUCUGGAUUGGCUGGUGAGAGAAAUUACCAGCUAAGAUGUUUUGGCUCCUUUUUAUCCUAGGAACACCAUGACCAUGUGUAGAAUUUGAAGACCCUUUGACAUGGAAUCUUCUCCACUUAAAGAAAACAAUACCAGCUAUGGUGUGUGUAAUUCGACGACUUCCCUGUUUCAAAGGAUAUGGAUCCUCUUCUCUAUUAAUCGGAGGCCACAUUGUCAACAAACCAGUCCGGGUUCUGUGGAAUAUGUGCUUGCUCUUCGUGAAUAGAAAUUUGGGUGGUGGCCCAGGUCUCGGUAUAAAACUUUCUGUUUGCAAACAAGUGGUUUUUUUUAGUUUGUGUAUCCAAAAGCUCUUGCAAGACAAUUGGAAAGUCAUUGUAAUGGUGAGAUCUGACGAUUUGUUUUCGUGUUUUCUAUGGAGACUCUGAUUAUUCGCUCCAGCCUUUUGUUGCAUUUUGUAAUUUUUUGCUUCCUUCUAUUGUCAGGACGUGUUUUCUGAGGUUA
Molecule: messenger RNA, 1469 nt
Organism: Nelumbo nucifera (sacred lotus)
Lineage: Eukaryota; Viridiplantae; Streptophyta; Magnoliopsida; Proteales; Nelumbonaceae
Product: RING/U-box superfamily protein
Source: RefSeq, a predicted model, not a curated record